Messenger RNA from Trichobilharzia regenti, 739 nucleotides. The record is from the annotation of a GenBank genome assembly. Lineage: Eukaryota; Metazoa; Platyhelminthes; Trematoda; Strigeidida; Schistosomatidae.
UUUUAACUAUUAUUCGAUGCUUAACAUAUGUAAUACAAUUUAAACAAACGCGAAACGGUCAAUAAUUUUUAAACGUUAAAACUGUGUAUUGAAAUACACCGAGAAAAAUGGCAUCCAUUAAAAUCCUACUUCUGUCAAUGAUUCUAUUGUUCGGCGUCUUUUCUCUCUUCACAGUAGAUGCAGCAUCUAAAGCACACAGUCAAAACGUUAUUCACCCAUCAGUAGAUCGAAUUUUCUCAAAAGUUAAAGAAGCUGAGCUGAAAGACACACUAAGCGUUGGUGUCAAAAUGAAUGAACCAGAUACACUAGUGAUAGGACCAGUUCGGGGAUUUGAUAGAGAUCAUCGUCGCCGAUUUCGACGUCAUAGACGUCGUAGACGUGGUGGUCGACGACAUGGAAGAAGACUUCAAAGGGGAUUAAACAAGAAACCAUAUCGUAGUGGUUAUCCAAUGCAUUAAAGGUGAUGAAGUUCAGAAAAUUUUGUUACCUCUCUGUGAAAUAUCUUCCUUCGUUUAUAGAGCAAAGAAAGAAUGGCAAUCUCAAGUGCGCUUCUUAUAGGAAUCUUCGUACCUACCUUGAACUUAUAGAUUAUUACUGGUAAAUAUAUUCGUUUAAUGAAUUACCUGUUUACUGAUUCGAUUAUGAUUGAUAUGAACACUAGUCAAAUUUUUAUAACUAUUUAUAUUUGUAAUAGGUAUUUUUAACCUGGAUAAUUUGUUCAAAUAAACCAUUUUGAUUU